AUGUGUCUUCCAGUGCAUGAAGGUGGUUUGGGUUUGCGUCACCUAGAUGAUAUGCAAAAGGCUUUGCAUAUGAGGUUCGCUUGGAAUUUAAUCCAAGGUAAAUCAUUAUGGGCUCAGUUUUUCAAGGAUAAAUAUGUGGGCUCUAAACCUUGGGCUCUUAUUGAUGCGAAUAAAUGCACUAGAUUUUGGAAAAUGAUUGCUAAAAAUAUUUCUUUGGUUCUCGAAAAUUCUAAGUGGUGGCUCAGGGAAGGCAACCUUUGCUUCUGGUAUGAUAAGUGGCGGGAUUGGGGUCCCUUGUUUUCUGAUCUUCUGGUGGUAGGUAAUCCUUUACUUAAAGUUAAGGAUUGUCAACUGUCGAAUUCAUGGGAUGUGGAUUUCUUGGUUAGUUUGGUGGGCCAUGAUCAUGUGAAUGAUAUUCUGGAAUCUUUAGUAGUUUGCAAGGGAGGAUCGGGUGUUUUGGUAUGGAUAAAGCAAGAUAAUGGUUGUUUCUCUACAAAAUCAGUGUGGGAUUGUAUCCGUAUUAGGGGUUCUACUAUAAAUGGGCAUCCUUGGAUGUGGCAUAGUCUGUUCUCUUUGAAGAUUUUGAUUUCUAUGUGGAAGGCUUGGCAUAAUGCUUUGAGUGUGGAUGACCAUCUCCGUCGUAUAGGGGUGCCGAUUGUUGGUACUAUUGUGGGACUCCUUCCUUCUCUUCUUUCUUGGCGUCUUUGGCAUCAUAGAUGUGUUGCUCGCAUGGAAGGUCGUCUUGAGCUUUUUAAUUUGGUUUGGCACUCGAUUGUUCAUGAGAUUCACUCUAUCUGUCAGGGCAUUCACAAAGUUUUGAAAUGCUUUAGGCAUGAUUCUCAGAUUUUACAAUCUCUGUUUAUGUCGCCUCUUGUUCCGUUGAGGAGAUCCUCGAGGCUGUUUGGGGCGGGUGGUAUUAUAAGAGAUGAUCAUGGUAAUUUACUUCAUGCUUUUGCCUUUCCUCUUGGGGUUGGUUCGAAUAAUAGAGUGGAAUUAUUAGCUCUGCUAUAUGGCCUUAAAGCUUGCAAAGCUUUGAGAAUUGGCUAUGUGGACGUUGAAUUUGACUCACUAGUGGUGGUUUCGUGGUGGAAACAACGGCGAUGUGGGAUUUGGUAUCUUGAGGAUUUUUGGGAGGAGAAUUUUGGUCUUUUGGAUUCGAUGGUUUGCUCUGUUUGUCAUGUUUUCAGAGAAGGUAAUAAAGCUACUGAUUGGCUUGCUAAGCAUGGUUCGCUUGGUCAUCACAUGGAGCAGCAUGUGAUUGGGGAAGUGCCGAGGUUGUUGAGAGGUCUAAUCCGCUUGGACAAGCUGGGUAUUCCCUCGUUAUGUUGUCGCUAA
Messenger RNA from Juglans regia (Persian walnut), 1335 nucleotides. RefSeq lists its product as uncharacterized. NCBI's taxonomy places the organism in Eukaryota, Viridiplantae, Streptophyta, Magnoliopsida, Fagales, Juglandaceae. Gene Ontology annotation, molecular function: RNA-DNA hybrid ribonuclease activity; nucleic acid binding. The coding region runs from base 1 to 1335 and encodes 444 amino acids. The transcript is spliced from 3 exons. The record is from RefSeq and is a predicted model, not a curated record.